Microthlaspi erraticum is the source of this 2463-nucleotide messenger RNA. Lineage: Eukaryota; Viridiplantae; Streptophyta; Magnoliopsida; Brassicales; Brassicaceae. The record is from the annotation of a GenBank genome assembly.
AUGAAGUUCGGGAAAGAGUUCUCGUCGCAGAUGGUACCUGAAUGGCAUGAAGCUUACAUGGAUUAUGACUAUCUCAAAUCCCUUCUUAAAGAUAUCAUCAAACACAAUCGCAAAACCAAUCCUCACGGUCACGAUCAUCAUCACGGCGAAGGCUUGCACCGGAAAUUGACUCUCUACCGGACAUUCAGCGGUUUGCUCUCAACGCCCAGACGAAAGAGACAUCAUCACGGGCACGGACACGGCAAUGGUCAGAUCGGUCAUUUUUCAGAUUCCGAUGACGAUAUCGAGGAAGGAUUGAAGUCGGCGACUGCGCCGAUUCUGGUGAAUUCGGUGAGUCACGGGUACGAGACGACGUUUCUGAUGGCGACUGAGGAAGGUGGAGAGUACGAGACGGUGUUUUUCCGGCGAUUAGACGACGAAUUCAACAAAGUUGAAAAAUUUUAUAAGGGGAAAGUCGAUGAAGUGAUGAAAGAAGCAGCGAUGCUUAAUAAGCAAAUGGAUGCUCUGAUCGCGUUUCGUGUGAAAGUGGAGCAUCCUGACGGCUGGCCAUGGGAGGAACGCACGGUGGAGAUGACUCGAUUAGCUUCGGAUGUCGCCGAUUCCGCCGCCGCCGUCGCUGCUUCCACUCCCGCCGGAGCUAGAUCCAUGAAGGUUGGAGCUCAAGCUCACAUGGAGGCGAUACAGGAAGGAGGAUCGAGCAAAGCUGGUAAAUCCGACGAAGAUGAUGAUAACGACGAUGAAGAUGUGGAGAAAGAAGGAGAUAACGUCGUUUCCGACGAAGCGGCCGGUGACGUAAGCAGAUUAAAAGCGAAGAGACCAUCUCCGAUCGAGGUUUUGGAUCGUGUGAAGAUCAACCAUACGAAGGAAACGCCUCGGUCCACCAUUAAAGGCGUUCUCUCGAAGUCGACGGAGCUUAAGUUUAGCAGAGAUAACCUUAGGAAAAUCGAGGAGAAGCUCAAACGCGCCUUCGUCGAGUUUUACCAGAAGCUUCGGCUACUCAAGAGCUACAGCUUUCUGAAUGUGUUGGCGUUUUCGAAGAUUAUGAAGAAGUAUGAUAAGAUAACUUCAAGGCAUGCGACAAAGUCUUACAUGAAAAUGGUUGAUAACUCUUACCUUGGAAGCUCUGAUGAGGUUAUGAGACUCGUGGAGCGUGUCGAAGCUACGUUCAUAAAGCAUUUCGCGAAUGCUAACAGAUCAAAAGGAAUGAACAUCUUGAGACCCAAAGCUCAAAGAGAGAGACAUCGAAUUACAUUCUCCACAGGUUUUAUGGGUGGAUGCGUGUUUUCUCUAGUAGUGGCUCUAUUCGCCAUCAUACGCACCCGAAACAUUUUGCAGGAGGAAGGCCAACACCAGUACAUGAACACUAUGUUCCCUCUUUACAGCUUAUUUGGGUUCGUGGUGCUGCACAUACUCAUGUAUGCUGGGAAUAUUUACUAUUGGAGGCGGUAUCGAGUGAAUUACUCUUUCAUAUUUGGUUUCAAACAAGGAAGUGAACUUGGCUAUAGACAAGUCCUACUUGUGGGAUUCAGCAUUGGAGUCCUUGCGCUUCUUUGUGUUAUUGCUAAUCUUGACAUGGAGGUUGACCCCGAAACGAAAAAUUACGAAGCAUUUACCGAACUUCUUCCUCUUAUCCUGCUCAUUGGUAUGUUUAUAGCUCUAGUCUUGCCAUUCAACAUCUUCUACCGCUCGAGUCGCAUCUUCUUCCUCACAUGCCUCUUUCACUGCUUUGCUGCUCCUCUUUACAAGGUAACGUUACCAGAUUUCUUGGUGGGUGAUCAGCUAACAAGUCAGGUGCAAGCUCUUCGAAGUGUCCAGUUUUACAUAUGUUACUACGGUUGGGGAGACUUCAAACAAAGGAAAAACACUUGCGGUGAAUCACAUGCCUACAAUGCUUUCUUUUUCAUCGUUGCUGUCAUCCCAUACUUCUCUCGUUUACUUCAGUGCUUGAGGAGGCUGUUUGAAGAGAAAAACGCAGAGCAAGGAUACAAUGGCCUCAAGUACUUCUUGACUAUAGUGGCUGUUUGCUUGAGGACCAUGUACAGUGUCCAAGAGGAGAAUCAAUUUAUCUGGAGGAUUUUAGCUGGCAUCUUCUCAGCUAUUGCUGCCAUUUUCUGUACUUACUGGGACUUAGUCUUGGACUGGGGUCUCCUAAACAGGACAUCUAAGAACCGCUGGCUCCGGGAUAAACUCCUUGUGCCCCAGAAGAAAGUGUACUUCAUCGCAAUGAUCUUGAACAUCUUGCUCCGAUUCGCGUGGCUGCAGACCGUUCUGGAUUUCAACUUUUCAUUUAUGCACAGACAGACGAUGGUUGCUGUUGUAGCCAGUCUUGAGAUUAUCCGCCGUGGGAUAUGGAAUUUCUUCAGGUUGGAGAACGAGCAUUUGAACAAUGUGGGCAAGUACAGAGCAUUUAAGACGGUUCCAUUACCGUUUAACUACGACGAGGAUGACGAUAAAGACAACUAG